ACAUAACUAAAGUGUAUAAAAAAUAUGCAAGAAAAGCUUAUAAAAAGUGCCUAAGCAAAUGUUUUUAUUUGCCAAUCAAAGUGCAUGUGCUCAAAAAUCAACAAUCCGACAAUCAGAAUAAAUCGACUACAGACAAGCCGCUAAAUAAGAUUCUCACUUAAAGCGUGAAAAAUGGCCUCUGCAACACAGGCCAACGGCACAGCAAAGACCGCCACCGUGGCCGAUAACGACAACGAUAACGACUACAUAACAGUUGUAGAGGUCGAUGACCCCACAUCGUCCACAAAGGAUCGCCUGAAAAAGCUAGUCAAACGGCAAUCAUCCGUGGCGGAGGACUCCUCCUUCAUCACAGUGCUGACCAUCAACGAGAUGGAGUUGCUGCAGCAGCGUCGCCAGGAGGAGGAGGAGGAGCAGGCGGAGGCGGGCGACAGUUCCUGCAUCCAAAUAAUGGAGGAUCAGGUGGAGGAUGUCACAGUGUUCCGGCUGCCAGGUGAGCGUCUGGGCUUCGGUUUAAAGUUCCAGGGCGGCACGCGGAGCACAGAGCUCGUCCAGAAGCUGUACAUACAGUCCUGCGCCGCCGACAGUCCCGCCUCCAAAGUGGCCACCAGCUGGGGCAAUCUUCGCGAGGGCGACGAGAUCGUGCGGAUUGAUGGCCAUGAUGUCAGGGAGAUGACUCGCAUCGACUGUGUGCGCGGUCUCAAGGACAAUGUGGCCAUCCAGCUGGUGGUGCGCAACGGGCACGGCCAGAAGCCGCCCAGCGAGGAGGAGUCCCAGCAGCAGCUGGAGCAGCUAUCGAUCACACUCAAUGCCCAGCCACCGCCGCCGCCGCCAGUGCCACCGAGGAAACUAGUGAGGCGACAGAACUCCAAGGAGAAUCCUGGACAGCUGCAGGCCGUGGAGAAGCCUUUAACGCCGCCGCCGGAUGCGGAGUACUACAUCAAUCUCCUCACCGAGUCGAUCAAGGCCGGCUCCGAGUCAGAUGACACCGCCAGCACCAUAUCCACAGUCAUUGACAAGUUCUCCAUGGGCUCCAACUACUCCUCGGACAGCAGCCUCAAUGGCCAUGAGUUGGCCAAGGUCCUGCAGCCCUUUACCCUCCUGGAGCAGGAGUUUCUGCCCUUGGAACAGCCGAUGGGACACCCCAAGCUGCUCAUACCCGGGAACAACUAUGAGAACGUUGAGUUCAAGACGGAAAAGGUGAAUGUCUACGAGAAUGUGGUUUUAAAGAGUCCGGAGACUACGCCUACGCCAAAGCCCAGAGUCCAGUUGGUGGCCACCGUGGAGCCCAAGAAGCGAUCUAUUAUACCAACUCCCCGCAAGAUUCCUACGCCCAGUAAGCUGCCCAUUGAGGUGGCACCACCAAGAGUGCCUCCUCCAGCCGCUGAGGAACCUAAGACUCCUACGAAUGAGAAGCUGGAUUCUCCAAGGACACCCACAAAUGAGGGAGUAAAGGAACCCCCCACCAGUGCCACCAAAAUACCCAAGGCCAACUUCUCGCGGGCCAAGACAGAGGGUGAGAUCAAAUUGCAUCUUCAGCCGACGAAAAAGGAGUCUCCUUCGCCGGCGGUCAAGUCGCGCAUACCCAUAGUCACAACUCCCACACAAAAGGUGGUGUCCAAGCCAGUGUCGCCGCCGCUUAAUGGAACCUCGAGCAUCCCUAGGCUACUGCAGAAGCAAAAGUCCGAAACGGAUCUCAAACUUAAUCUAUACCGAAGCAAGUCCAAGGAGGCGAGUCCCAGGCCACCCCUGCAGAGAGCCAACUCUGCCGAGGCGCCAGAGCGCACCUUUAUACCCGUCCUCCUCAAUGGCAAUGGCAAGAGUUCCAAUUCCCUGGAGAGCAUCAGUUCGAAUGGCAGUAACAGCAGCGGGAACAGCAGUGGAAGGUCACCCAAAGGACCCAAACCCAAGCCUCCAGAGCGAGUUCAGUCGCUGCAAAAGACUCAGAUACCCAAGUUGCAGUCCCUGCCCACCACUCCGCCUCAGCAGCAGCCCAAGCUGAGCAUGCAGACCUUCCGACAGAGUCCUCCCACGCCCAGGUCCACGCCAGUGGGUACUCCCUCACCCACAAGUAAUCGCGAGAUACGCUUCAAGAUUCAGACGUACGAGAACAAGGCCCAGGAGGAGGAUAAGCUGCCCAGUCUGUUUGACCUGGUGCACAACACCAACCACCCGGAGGACAAGGAUACUGAUUCACUCAAGACCCACAAUAGUAUCACGGCUCUACUGGCCGCCGCCGCUGCCGAGGCUGCAGAUCUCUCACGGGAAUCUCCUCCACCCCUGGUCGUGGGCAAGUGCAUGAAGAUUGCGGAUGACAACCAGAACACCACUUGCUACUCCAGCUCUAGCAGCGGCGAAGAUGAGGAUGAGGAGGAUGAGCUGGAUGCGGCCAACAGGGAGUAUGUAUGCGAGGAUGGUGAGAAGCUGGGACCACCGGAGCUGAUCAAUGGACCGGGACCCUCUGAGGCAUACUUUAACAUGUUUUGGCACUCCAAUAUGCUGCCCACCAUUGGUGAAGUUGAGGAGGAAUUCUCCUCUUUGGAACCACAAUCCCUGACCAAUGGAAGUCUUGUCAAAGCAGAAGAGCAGCAGUCAAAGAAGUUGCCCAAAAUGGAGGUUAAUGCUGGCCAAGUGACCCAGCUGACCGGCGAUAAGAUUGCAGAGAAUGACGCAAGGGAAACUAAAGUGGAGGAGAAUCACAGCAGCUCCACGGUGAAGAGCCAACGAACUUCGACCAGCACUACUACCACCACCAAACGAGUGACCACCACCAAGACUAGCUCUUCCAGCAGCUCAAUUAGCAGCAGUUCCUCGACCCUCCUGCCCGACAUAGCCUUCAAGCUGCAGCCGUACGAGGAAAGGGAGGACAAGUGUGGGGAAUCACCACCACCCAUCACGACCACCGUUCACGAGGAACGACGUGUCCUAAGCGAACAGCAAACACUCAGCGAACUGAGGACAAAGGAUUCGAUUACCGGAGAGGAGCAGCUGGUGACCAGUGCCAACUCGAAGUCGAGCAGUGCCCGGUUCAAGAAGAUCAGCAGCAACGACAACCUGCUCGACCUUGGCGACGAGCAGGAGAUGCAGGAGCAGCCGUUGACCGCCACGAUCAGCCAGGAGUCGAGUCUGAGGGAGCGGCUGGAGUGUCCGCAGGAUAACCAGAGUAUCGAGCGCGGUACCCUGACCCUAUCCGAGCGUGGCAAGCAGCUGAGCCAGAGCCAGGGUCUGUCCACCUACACGGAGUGCGAGAGCAGUGAAAAGGAGUCUUACCUGGAGGCACAACAGGUCCUCAAUGGGAAUGGUACUCCCCAGGAAUUGGAUGUAAAUGAGCAGCCCACCUUCGAGCGGGAGCUGAGCGAGACACUGACGGUGACCAACGAUGGGGAAAAGCAGGUCACCAGGAAACUGGAGCAGAGCAAGGAUGUGGCUGGCAAGAAGGGAGCCAAGCUGCUCAAGAAAACGGAUGAAGAGCGACGUCUUGAGCAGGAGGCCCAGAAGCUAAUCGAGAGUUACCAGAAGGUCAAGAAGGAGGCGGAAAAGCUCUACAAAUCCGAGCUAAAUGACGAUGAUCAGGGCUUCGAUUUGAGUGCCUUCGAACAGGCGGAGAAGAAGAAAGAGCAGAAGGAUACUCCCAGCCAGGAAACUGUGGAAAUCAUUAAAGAAGUUAAAGCUGUCCCUCAGCAAGUCAAGGAAGAGGAAGUACCUCCAGCUCAGCAGGAAGUAAUUAAAGAGAUUCAAGUCCCAGAAGAGAUCAAAGUCGAAAAGAAGGUGUCCCAAGAGCAAGUCAAAGAGGAGAUUGUCUCUAACGAAGCCUGGGAGAAUGGUGUCCAGACAGUCUCGCGCCAGGAGGCCAAGGUAGUUCAUAAAGAAAGUAAAGUGAUCAAGGAAGGCUCAAUCCAAGUAACCGGGACAACGACAAGUCACAAAGUGUCCACCGAAAAAGUCAAGGUAUCCAAAGAAGUAGUCACAGUUUCCUCAAAGAAGGAAACUCCCACACAAAUAGAGAUCAUCUCACCGCCCCUGGAGGAAGACCUGGGCUAUGUUCUGCACAAACACAUUAUCCAAACGCCGGAGAAAAUCAAGCCAGUGCCCAAGCCCAAGCCCAAGCCACCGGUGCCCACAAACAAACCCAAAAUGCCAACUAAACCCAAGACGGCACCACCGCCAGUGCCCAGCAAGAGGAGCGAUGUGUCGGUAGCCGCUCAGGCUAAGCUCAGCUCCAGCUCAGGCUCCAGUUCAGGCUCAGUCUCCCCAGGAGCUAAGCCCACGCCCAGUCAGAGACGCAGCAGCCUGGAGAGCUCACAGCCGCCCAAACCACUAGAGCGCAUAAUUGUCGGCGUGGAGCAGCCAAUUAUCAACCUGGCCAGCGAGGAUUUGCCCAAUGUGGCUGAAAAAGUCGCGGCAACAAGUCCUGUGGUGGAAAUGCCGCCAGAUGACCUGCAAUUCGAGAGUCACCAGCUGCCGGAUGAUGAGGGCAAGCGGCCGCAGCAGGAAAAGGACUCGCACCUGCUCAGCGGGUCGUCAUUCUCGUCGGUGACCACCACGCCCAUAACGACACCAAUUCUGGUAUCUGCCACAUCAUCGAUGGACUCGGUGCAAAGUGUCAUCGAGGUCGUCAAUGGCAUGCCCAUCAUCAGCCAUCAGCAGACGGACGACGACGAUGACAAGGAUGGUGAUGAUGAUGAAGACGAUGAUGAUGAUGCGGGUGAUGAGUUGCCGUUGGCCAAUGGAUCAAAGGAGACGACGACGACGGCUCCCGUCGAGGAGGUGACAACGUUGCCGCCCAACAGAGAACACGAAUCAGAUCUUGGAACCCUUAGUAGCCACCACAGCAGCAUUGGCAACCUCAGUGCCAACAGCAGCAGCAUCCCAUCAGUAACCUUGAUCACCAGCAGCAGCAGCAGCAGCGGCAAGAAGACAUCCUCCGAGCUGGUAACACCCACCAAGCCGCCGGCUGCAUCUGUAAAUCCCAGCAAAAUGGAGCUGCUGAGCAGCAACAUCAGCAGCAGCACAGUUACAGGAAUCACAACGACGACAGCCACACAUCACCUGCACCAGGCGACGACCACAAAGCAAUUGCUGGUGCAGGAUUACCUGAGCUACGCCUCGCCACCGACCUAUUCUCGCCUGCCGCCCGACGGCCAUGAGUUUCCGCCCAACUUUAGCGAGCCCCUGAUCAUGCACAGCAGCCAUCCCCUGAAGGUGACCAGCACUGAACUGGGCUAUGAGAUCCAGAAUGGCAAAGAUGAAAGCUCCUCUGCGGCACCGCCACUGCCCAAAACAGGGCCGCCGCCCACAGUUCCCCGGAAGGUGUACCGUCAGGAUUUGGUGAUAAAUGUGGAGCCAGCUCCUAGCUUGACCCGCGACUACCAGAGAUCCCUGAGUGGCGGGGCACCGAGGAAGCCUAGUGAUUGGCGGAAGGAUGAGAAGUCGGAGAAGUCGGUGCGGGACAAGAUCGCCAUGUUCUCGUCCAACAACGAGCUGGAUGCCAUACCACCGGCUCCGGCCACAGCCCCUAUAAGCAACUCCUCUUCCUCCUCCUUCUCCCGAAAGCCGAUGAACCGCAGCAGUGAGAAUCUGCUGGACAGCUGCUCAUCCCCGGCAGCUCCGUCGCUCAAGACCCGCGCCAUGAGCGUGGAGAAUCUGAACGAUGUCCAGCGACAAUAUCAGUUGGCCAAGCAGCUGCCUCAGUUGCAUGUGGCCGACUCUAUGUAUUCCCUGAAUACGGCCUCGUCCCCGGUUUCACAGAGCUACGCCUCCCUGCCCAGGAGGAGUCACGGCGGAUCCUAUUCCGCGGGCGUAGAGCGAAGGAUCAGCUUUUCCGGCGAAGGUGGUGAGGCGGCCAAUCGCAAGGCGGCCAUAACCAAUAUCCUAGAGCAGCGAAGAAGGAGUCUAUCCAAGCUACGGGGUCUGGUCAUACCCGAGAGACCCCAGUUGCUGGAGCCCAUUCUUGACUUACCCGAGAUCAAAAGCCAGGUGAAGGCGGCCAGUGGCGAGGAUAGCACGGACAGUGGUCUGGGAGAGAGCCAUCGCAGCACCACAACCGCCAGGAGCAGCCAACUAGGAGCUGGUAAUGUGUCCGGCAGCAGCUACCGCAGCAUCUUUUCCAAUCAGAGGAGACCUGCCCUGGAGCAGCAGCUCUCCCAGCCGCCGGCCAAGCCGCCAAGGACCUCCCUGACGCCGCUCCACCCGAGGACCAUGAUGAUGCCGCCACCACCGCCGCCUCUGGAUCAGGAAAGCGAUACGGACUCUGUGUUCUCCAACACAGCCCGUGUGGCCACGCCGCCGGAGAAGUUUGCCCUGACCCGAACCCUUAGCUCCGAGACGAACACUUCAAUAGCCAGCUCCAACACCUCGACCCUGACGUCGGGCUCCUCGGCUGGUUCCCAGGCCAGCUGCAGUUCGCUGGGCAGUACCCCGGCCGUGGACCUGACCAGGCGAGUGCUUAAGAGUCAGGUGAGCGGCAAUGGCGGUGACUCCGUGGUGCUCUCCAGCCGGAAGAGCAUACUGGCCUCGGCCAAGUGUCGCAGUGCCAAGAGCCGGGGACAGGAGGAGGACAACGACAGCACCGAUGGUGAGGCCUGCUCUUUGGCCAACCGCCGAAUGAAGCCCAUUUCCAGCUACAAACUGCAGCAGCAGCAGAUCCAAAUGGGCAAGCAGCAACUGGUGGUCGAUAAGCUGAUCAAUGUGGCUGCCUACGUGGAGCUGACCUCGGAUACGGACGACAGCAGCCGGCGAUCCGAUACGCCGGCUAAGAUCAGUGCCAUGUUCAUCGAUGAGGAGCGCAAGGCCAGCUUCAAGGGUGAUCCCGUCCAGCAGCAGCAGGCCAAGGUCAAGGUGGAGCCAAUGGUCAAGCCGCUGGUACCCAUGGCACUGCCCUCUCCAAAGCGGGAACCCCUGAAGCAGCAGACCACCGCCGAGCUGCGCGAGAAGUUCGAGCGAAGUGCGGCCCAAGCUCAGGCUCAGAGCCAAAACCACUCGCCAGUGAUCCAUAAGAUAGCUCCGAAGCCGCAUCAUGAGCGCUUCUCGUCGCUGGACUCCCUGGCCUCCAGUUCCUCGGGCGUGAGCUCCACCACUCAAAAUGUGAGCACCACCCAGGAAACGGCCACCGAGUUCGGUAGCUUCUCCUCUUUGGGCAGCAACCAGAGCCUGAUCACCGCCCAGGAUGUCCAGCAGAUUGUGGAGGAGGCCGAUCCGCCCCUGAAGACCCCUGAGGCGUUCAUCAUUGUCCUGCAGCGGGAUAAUCCGGAGAGCAGCAUUGGCAUUACUCUGGCCGGAGGUUCCGAUUAUGAGGCUAAGGAAAUCACGAUCCACAAGAUCCUGAGCAACACUCCAGCGGCCAAGGAUGGCCGUCUCAAGAAGGGCGAUCGCAUCCUGGCCGUCAACGGAAUGAGCAUGCGGGGAUUGACGCAUCGCGAGUCCAUCAGUGUGCUAAAGACCCCCCGACCCGAGGUGGUGCUGGUGGUUACCCGCUCCGAGUCCCUGGUGGUAAAGUCUCUUACCAAAAAACGCUCUUCCCUCGGUUCGCUCAGCUCGCUCAAUGAGAAGCCCACGGAGCUGGAUUAUGAGCGCAAGAGGAACUAUCACAAGGCCUCCCGAUCUCUGGACUUGGACCUGGACAUAGUGUCCAAUGAGGCGGGCGGUUCGCCAGUGGCCACCACACCCAGCACUGGAUCAGUGAGUCCACAGCAGCCGGCUAGCUUGCACGACGAGGAUGCGGAGGCCACCAUUGCGGGAAUCCGAGCCAGAAGGCAGUUGUCCCGCGGCGAUGCCGCCAAGCUGAGCACAAGUGAGCUGCUGGAACGAGCGGCGGAGGCAAGGAAUGCCAUUGCGGCGGAGAUUCGGGCACAAGCGGAGGAUGCGGCGGCCAAUGGAGCUGGAGCGCGUUGUGUGGAGAUUGUCAAGGACAGCUGUGGUCUGGGCUUCUCCAUUGAGGGAGGCUUUGAUUCGCCCUUGGGAAAUCGUCCCCUUAUUAUCAAAAAGGUGUUCAUGGGUGGCGCCGCCCAGAAGACCAACCAGGUGCGUAAUGGCGACGAAAUCCUGAGCAUCAACGGUGCCUCGACAGCGCGAAUGACGCGCGUGGAUGCCUGGAACUACAUGAAGCAAUUGCCGCUGGGACCGGUCAAGAUUAGCUUCGCCUAGAAGAGAUUUGGUCGUAAAUUAUAAAAAAAAGAAGAAAUAAUGCCAACGAAGAAGGGGAAGAAUGCGCCACAAUUUUUGUUAGAUUUAAGCUAAUUAGUUUGGUUACCCCGCAAUCGGUCUAACCUUGUUGGGGGUCUUGCCAAUCCGAUGGAAUGGAUGCUGCGAGCGAUUUGUUUUUUGCAUUUAAACGAAACCCUUAAUUGUAUGCCUAAUUUUAUGAGAUAUUUUAAUUUAAAGUGCAAUUGUUUAAACUUUUACAACGUUUUGAUGCCCUAUAUAACAGAUCGAUGAUUGUAAAUAUAACUAAUCGACACUAAUUUACGUAUUUAAACAUAAAAAAUUUAAUUAAAGCCGGUCCUUUGUGGCAGCGCCUAUUUCCUUAUACAAAACUUAUUAAUCCACAAAAUACAUAACGAAAAAAAAAAAAAACGAAACAAUUAUAUUUUAUGCCAUAAA
Molecule: messenger RNA, 8595 nt
Organism: Drosophila kikkawai
Lineage: Eukaryota; Metazoa; Arthropoda; Insecta; Diptera; Drosophilidae
Gene: bbg
Product: big bang
Molecular function (GO): protein binding
Source: RefSeq, a predicted model, not a curated record